This is a messenger RNA of Jaculus jaculus (lesser Egyptian jerboa), 1136 nucleotides long. RefSeq names its product multivesicular body subunit 12A (gene Mvb12a). The transcript is spliced from 9 exons. The coding region runs from base 49 to 873 and encodes 274 amino acids. Lineage: Eukaryota; Metazoa; Chordata; Mammalia; Rodentia; Dipodidae. Gene Ontology annotation, cellular component: ESCRT I complex; cytosol. Gene Ontology annotation, biological process: virus maturation; viral budding; endosome to lysosome transport via multivesicular body sorting pathway. The record is from RefSeq and is a predicted model, not a curated record.
UCAGGCUGCUGGGAGUUGCGAGGGUGUCCCCUGGGCUCGGGUGCGAGGAUGGAUCCUGGGUUGGGGACGAUCGAUACUGUGCCGCUGGCCGGUCUGGCCUGGUCGUCGGCUUCGGCGCCGCCUCCGCGGGGGUUCAGCGCGAUCGCUUGCACCGUGGAGGGCGCGCCCGCCAGCUUCGGCAAGAGCUUCGCGCAGAAGUCCGGCUAUUUCCUGUGCCUGAGUCCUUUGGGCGGCUUGGAGAAUCCACAGGACAGCUUGGUGGCCGACAUCCAGGUCGUGCUGGACAAGGGCUCCCUCCCGCCGGGCUUCACGCCAGUCUGUGAUCCUCUGGACACCAAGGCUUCUGUGUCAAAGAAGAAAAGACUGUGCGUGAAGCUGUUGCCCCUGGGGGCGGCCGAUAUGGCUGUGUUUGAUGUACGGCUGAGUGGGAAGACCAAGACAGUGCCUGGAUACCUGCGAGUAGGGGACAUGGGAGGGUUUGCCAUCUGGUGCAAGAAAGCCAAGGCUCCAAGGCCGAUGCCCAAACCCCGAGGCCUCAGUGGGGACAUGCGAGGCCUCUCCCUGGAUGCACCAAGCCAGCCCAGCAAAAGCAGCUGUCCUGAACGGACACUAUCAAGACUCAGCUCUCGGGCAUCUACCUUGAGGAGGAGUGACUCCAUCUAUGAGGCAUCCAGUCUCUAUGGCAUCUCAGCCAUGGAUGGGGUUCCCUUCACGCUGCACCCCCGAUUCGAGGGCAAGAGCUGCAGCCCCCUGGCCUUCUCUACCUUCGGGGACCUGACCAUCAAGUCGCUGGCAGACAUUGAGAAGGAGUACAACUAUGGCUUCGUGGUGGAGAAGACUGCGGCUGCGCGAUUGCCCCCCAGCAUCUCAUAGCUCUCUUCUACCCCAGAAUGAGAUCCUGUGAUAGCCCCCUGGCUCCACACUACAGGAACUUGAAGGGCCCAGCACAUACCUAGGACCCACUCUCAGCCAUACUAUCCAGGCUGCCAAGUGGGGGUGAGGGCUGCUUGCUGAUGGGGUCUCCUGCCCCAGCCUUCAGGGGUGGAUCUGGGCAGGGCUAGUGCCUUCUAGUCAUUUGUGUCCAAACACUUGGUGCCAGCCUUCUUCUGGCAAUAAACACUGCUCUGUAGACCUCA